AUGCGCCGUCGCAUGUGCGUGGGAAGCGGCCUGCCAGUCGAGAGCCAACGGCGAGAGGAGCAGCAGAGACGCGAGAGAGGCGAAAAAGGAAGCGAGGGAAGGGAGAAGAAUGCGAAGAAAGCUCAGCGACAACGUGAGCCCCGAGAAAAACUCGCGUCUGCCGAGAGAAACCGAGGGUCGACUGCUGGCUGCCCUGGUGUCAAAACGCGUACAUGCGCGAAACGUUUCGCGGGCGAUCCUCGUCGAAUCCGCACAGCCCCCCAUGUUCAGUCCCCAGGAAACGAACAGGACUCGACCACUUGGCAGCUCGAUCCUCACGGAGGCGCCAGAUGCACAGAGCACGGUGUACACCAAAAUAUGACGCAGCUGCGAUUCAUCCGGUCGGCUUCUCCCAUUCUUCAGCGCCUCGCCCAAGAAAAACAACGCGUCCGGAAGAGUGACACAGUUCCUUCUCGCUCUCGACAGAGGGGCAGACUAGUCCGUUUCCGGGCGGUCGAGCUCCAGCGCUGCCGACGACGAGACACCCGAAAGAAAAAAGUAACGCUGUCCACAUGGCCAUCUGCAGAGAGAGAUAGAGAGAGAGGACAACGAUUGAAGUCCGAGAGAGACGCUUAG
Toxoplasma gondii ME49 is the source of this 615-nucleotide messenger RNA. RefSeq lists its product as hypothetical. The coding region runs from base 1 to 615 and encodes 204 amino acids. NCBI's taxonomy places the organism in Eukaryota, Apicomplexa, Conoidasida, Eucoccidiorida, Sarcocystidae. The record is from RefSeq and is a predicted model, not a curated record. The transcript has a single exon.